GACGUAUCUUAACAGAUGACGCGCAUAAAUGAGCGUAUUUGGUCAUGUAUAUUGUCCUUCGACCUUUGAAUGAUUUAUGUUAAUUUUCAAUUGUAAAUAGAUUUUAAACUGCACUAAACAUUUUUAAUUAUUUUCGAUAGUUCAUAUUAGUGUAUAAAACUGAAAUUUUAUAUUGUGUAAUACAUAUUUUUGUAUCGAAAUAAAGAUUUUUACAGAAGUUUUAAACAAUAUUUAUAAUUAAGAUUAAAAUGGCACUUUAUAGGAAUGUCUUAAAAAUGAGUUCUUACCAACUGAAAAGAAGCAUAGCUUCUUUAAGUGCUCUUUCCGAAACACAUCAAAUGCUACAAAAGACUUGCAGAGAUUUUGCAGACGGAGAGUUAAAGCCAAUUGCAGGAAAAAUAGAUAAAGAACAUUUCUACCCUAAAGAACAAAUAAAGAAAAUGGGAGAAUUAGGGUUACUAGCUGUUACAGUACCAGAAGAAUUAAAUGGAACAGGCUUGGAUUAUUUGGCAUAUGCCAUAGCUAUGGAGGAGAUAUCGAGAGGAUGUGCUAGUGCAGGGGUUAUUAUGUCUGUCAAUAAUUCUUUAUUUUUGGGUCCAAUACUAGAGUGGGGUACUCCAGAACAGAAGGAUAAGUUUAUUAAACCUUUUACUGGAGGAGAUAGGGUUGGUUGUUUUGCUUUAUCAGAACCAGGUAACGGAUCAGAUGCAGGAGCCGCUUCAACUACAGCUAGUCUGCAAGGAGAUAGAUUUAUUUUAAAUGGUACAAAAUCAUGGAUUACCAAUGGUUAUGAGAGUGAAGCUGCAGUGGUUUUUGCUACUACAGACAAAACAUUGAAACACAAAGGAAUAUCUGCUGUAAUAGUUCCGAAACCAAUAAAAGGUUUAGAAUUAGGUAAAAAGGAAGACAAAUUAGGAAUAAGAGGCUCCUCAACUUGUAACUUAAUCUUUGAUAACUGUUCAGUUCCUAAAGAAAAUUUAUUGGGGCAACCUGGUUUUGGUUUCAAGAUUGCCAUGAUGGCAUUAGAUGCUGGAAGAAUCGGAAUUGCUGGUCAAGCCUUAGGAAUUGCUCAAGCAGCUCUAGAAGUAGCUGCAGAGUAUUCUUCUAAACGUCUAGCUUUUGGGAAACCUCUCGUGAAAUUACAAAUGAUUCAAAACAAAUUAGCAGAUAUGGCGGUCCGGUUAGAAUCUGCACGUUUAUUAACUUGGAGAGCUGCGUGGUUGAAAGACAAUCACAAACUGUAUACUAAAGAAGCAGCUAUGGCAAAAUUGGCCGCAAGUGAAGCUGCUACAUUCGUUAGCCAUCAAUGUAUACAGAUAUUAGGAGGAAUGGGCUAUGUUUCUGAUAUGCCUGCUGAAAGAUUUUAUAGAGAUGCCCGAAUUACUGAAAUAUAUGAAGGCACUUCAGAGAUUCAAAGGUUGGUUAUUGCUGGUAGUUUGAUCAAAGAACUUGGGUUAUAAAUAAUUUGAAAAAGGGUUGAUGAUAUCCAUUUAUCACUUAAACAAGUGGUUAACACAUAAAAAGACUAGGUACAGUUUUUCUACAAAUACAACUUUGUAUAGUAUAAUCUGGAGUCACCAUUUCCCCCAUAUCCAUAAAACACAAUAUUUUAUAUAUUUUUACAUUAAUAAAUAUUUUUUAACAUAA
Diorhabda sublineata is the source of this 1647-nucleotide messenger RNA. RefSeq names its product short-chain specific acyl-CoA dehydrogenase, mitochondrial (gene Arc42). Bases 249 to 1460 code for a protein of 403 amino acids. The transcript is spliced from 8 exons. The record is from RefSeq and is a predicted model, not a curated record. Gene Ontology annotation, molecular function: flavin adenine dinucleotide binding. Gene Ontology annotation, cellular component: mitochondrion. Gene Ontology annotation, biological process: butyrate catabolic process; fatty acid beta-oxidation using acyl-CoA dehydrogenase. NCBI's taxonomy places the organism in Eukaryota, Metazoa, Arthropoda, Insecta, Coleoptera, Chrysomelidae.